GACAAAACGAAAAUUACAUUUAUAGUAAUUUUAGCUCGCACACGAAUGCGUACAAAAUAGGAAUAGGAAAAAAUAGAAAGUUUUAAAUUGUUCAAAUUUUCUGUAUUAAUAUAAUAGCAUGUCGUAUAAAAAGCUGCUCUUUGUAUGCAUGGGCAACUCUUGUGGCUCACCGAUGGCCGAGGCCAUCAUGCAGAAUCUGAUGGUGAAGACGAGUCUCUACUGGGAAAUCGAUAGCGCAGCAUUGCGCACCUGGAACAUUGGAAGAAAGCCGCACAAACAAUGCUUGAGAGUUCUGCGGGAACACGGACUGCGUUCGGAUCACUUUUGCAGGCUGCUGACAGUGCAUGACUUUAGCUAUUUUGACCACAUCAUCGCCAUGAAUGAGCACGUCCAUAAAGAGCUGAUGCUGUGGGCAAACGGCAAUCAUGUGCAAAACACCUCGAAUGUUGUCAUGCUGGGUUCAUAUACUAAAAAUGGCAAGUCCCUCUCGCUUAUCGAUCUUUCGCCCAGUCGCAAACUGAAAGCUUUUCGCAUCGCAUACUAUCAGAUCAAGGAUUGCUGCAAGCAGUUAAUACUCAGUCAGCAUGUGAAAAUUGUUCGUUAUGAUUUGCCCAGCACAGAUGAAGAAGAUGAGCACAACUUGGAUACGAUGCUUCGAUCACGAUCACCAGAGUCAGACAAAAGUUUGUCUGAAAUAAUGCCCGACCUUGUAAAGCGAUAUCCAUCAAGGACUUCUGUAUCGACUGUAUCUUCAGUACAUAAUUGCCUUGAGAAGAAAUUGUGUGACAAUUGUGGACAACAGUUUUUAGCCACCCUCUAAAUGACGUGUUACGACCUUGCAAUAAAUUUAUAAGAUGACUUUAAUCUGA
Molecule: messenger RNA, 869 nt
Organism: Drosophila nasuta
Lineage: Eukaryota; Metazoa; Arthropoda; Insecta; Diptera; Drosophilidae
Product: low molecular weight phosphotyrosine protein phosphatase
Exons: 4
Coding region: 119-820 (233 amino acids)
Biological process (GO): protein dephosphorylation
Molecular function (GO): protein tyrosine phosphatase activity
Source: RefSeq, a predicted model, not a curated record